This is a messenger RNA of Lactuca saligna, 558 nucleotides long. NCBI's taxonomy places the organism in Eukaryota, Viridiplantae, Streptophyta, Magnoliopsida, Asterales, Asteraceae. The record is from the annotation of a GenBank genome assembly.
AUGAAGUUUAUCAAAUUGUGCUUGGUUGAAAAAGAGAAGGGGCAUAAACCCGGUACUCAUUUCAAUAAGACCGGGUGGGCAAAUUUAGAGAAAGCCAUGCAAGAAGAAACAGGAAAAGUAUUUACUCAAAAACAAAUAAAAAAUAAAUGGGACAACUUGAAAAAAGAUUGGAAACUUUAUGACCGAUUAAUGAGACUUGAAACCGGAAUUGGUGGGACAAGAAGCUUAUUAGAUGCAUCGGCUGAGUGGUGGGAGGAGAAAAUAAAGGUAGAUAAAGACUUUGCCAAAUUUAGGGGCACAAAUUUGUCUAUAUAUGAGACGUAUUAUGCUCCUUCGUUUUGGGAUUCAGUUGCUACCAGAGAUCAUUCUAUGACUCCGUUACAAUUUCUAAAUGAUGAUGAACGAGAGGAUAACAUGGAGGGCAAUGGAGAUAAUGAGGAAAUCAAUUUAGGUGAUGAUGAGCCUCUUUUUCCUAGUUUCCCUCAAACUAGUUCAAGUAAAAGGAAGAAGUCCAAGGAUAUUUCUAACAAUCGUUCAACCAAGACUAAAAGUUCAUAA